Eptesicus fuscus (big brown bat) is the source of this 4181-nucleotide messenger RNA. It is a transcript of the gene GPR146, whose product is annotated as G protein-coupled receptor 146. Gene Ontology annotation, cellular component: membrane. Gene Ontology annotation, molecular function: G protein-coupled receptor activity. Lineage: Eukaryota; Metazoa; Chordata; Mammalia; Chiroptera; Vespertilionidae. Gene Ontology annotation, biological process: G protein-coupled receptor signaling pathway. The coding region runs from base 212 to 1213 and encodes 333 amino acids. The record is from RefSeq and is a predicted model, not a curated record. The transcript has 2 exons.
CUGGGCCUGCUCCCGCUUGGCUGACCCCAGGUCGCGGGAGGGCCCGGCCGUCGGGCCAGCGGUCCCGGGCCGCGCGGGGCGGGGCCACGCCGGGGGCGGGGCGACGGCGGUCACGUGUGUACACAGGCCCCGCGCGGCGUGCGCGCCGUGAGCCCUGUCUGCCCGCCCGCGGCGACUGCGCGGCCCAGAGAGCCGCCAGCUGCCCGGCGCCAUGUGGAGCUGCGGCCCGCUCAACGGCACAGGCCGGGGCGAGGACCAGCCCCUGUGCCCGCACUCCCAGCUGGUGCUGUCCGCCUUCUCCCUGCUCUACCUGGCGGUCGGCGUGCCCGUGGGCCUGGGCUACAACGCGCUGCUGGUGCUGGCGAACCUGCAGGACCAGGGCAGCAUGACCAUGCCCGACGUCUACUUUGUGAACAUGGCCGUGGCCGGCCUGGUGCUCAGCGCCCUGGCGCCCGCGCACCUGCUGGGCCCCAGCGCCUCGGGGUGGGCCCUGUGGGGCUUCAGCAGUGAGGCCCACGUGACGCUGCUGGUUCUGUUCAACGUCUGCUCCCUGGUGACCAUGUACUCCACGGCCCUGCUCAGCCUCGACUACUACAUCGAGCGGGCGCUGCCGCGCACCUACAUGUCCAGCGUCUACAACAGCCGGCACGUGUGCGGCUUCGUCUGGGGCGGGGCCCUGCUCACCAGCUUCUCCUCCCUGCUCUUCUACAUCUGCAGCCACGUGGCGGCCAGGAUCGUGGAGUGCGCCAAGAUGCAGCACCCGGAGGCCGCCGACGCCAUCAUGGUGCUCAUCGGGUACCUGGUGCCAGGCCUGGCUGCGCUCUACGCCCUCGUGCUCAUCUCCCGGAUCCGCAAGGAGGACACGCCCCUCGACCAGGACUCGGGGAGGCUGGACCCCUCGGUGCACAGGCUCCUGGUGGCCACCGUGUGCACGCAGUUUGGGCUCUGGACGCCGCACUACCUGACCCUCCUGGGGCACACGUGCCUGGCCCUGUGGGGGGGGGCCGUGGCCGGGCAGCACCUGGGGCUACUGCUCUUUGCGAAGGACCUGUCCCGGUGCCUGGCCUUCUCCAGCAGCGCCGUGACGCCGCUGCUGUACCGCUGCAUCAACAGGAGCUUCCCCAGCAAGCUGCGGCGGCUGGUCAAGAAAAUGCCCUGCGGGCGCCAGAGCUGCUCCGCGGACCAGGCGGGCGUCCAGCAGGUGCUGGCGUAGACGGCCAGCAGCACGGGGCCAGCCCAGAGGCGCCGCUGGUGCAUAGCCUGCGGGCUCGGUGCACGCCCACCGACCGGGUCCGAGUCCUGGGGGAGGAGGGGACGGCGCUCAGCCAGUCACAGCACUUUGCCACCUGUAGCUCUGCCGCUGUCCCCACGGGGAAGCGCUGAGGCAGGAACACACAGCAGUACAGGCGUGUGCUCUAGACCAGGUGCCUGUGCGGAGGGCAGCUGCACUCAGGCCCGGCGCCCACAGGCCCGCCCGCGGCCUGCUCACUCAGCCUCCCACGGGGCUUUACGAAUGAAGUGAUGGAAGUGAAAGCCAGUAUUUAUACUCUGUGUUGUUGGAAUGCUUGAUCCCCCAUCUUAGGUUUGUUUAUAAAAAGAGAUGCUUGAAAGAAAAGCCACCGAGUAUUAAAAUGAAGGAAACAGGACAGCACACACGUGGAUGGGGGCGCGGCCAGGGCCACAGCAGGGUCCUGUCGAGGGCGAGGCCAAGUGCUUCACAAGGAGGGAAGGCUCGAGGGGCUGUGCAGGAAGGCACCCCUCCCCCACCUCCUAGGGGCGCUGUUCACGGGCACAGGGCCGAGGGAGAAAGGCUGCAGGGACUGACCCACAGGGAGCUCAGGACGGCAGGUGACCAGCUCCCGAGCACCGACCUUGGCCCCCACGCUGCCGCCACCACCGUCCACCAGGUCCGCGUCAGGUGACGCUGCGUGACCCGAGUGAGGCUGGCCUACUUUCGGGAAGUGGCUGCAUGGGGUCAGACGGAGGUCAGCAGGGUUCACCCGCCUCCUGCCUCCAUCCAGCCCAUUCCCUAAGCAGCCACUUUGCACUGUGCACUUGAGGGAGCCCCCCAUCGCCGCCCCCCAAGUCCUUAUGACGGAAUACAGGCCCGCAGCCCUCUGAUGCCAGUUUUGAAACCCAAAAGCCCUAAGAACAGAAAGGUUUUUCAAGUUCGCAGCACAUUCGUCUGGUAGCAAACCCCGACAUGACGCCGGGUCGCCCCUCCCGUGCCGACAGCCUGGACACGAGGCCCGCAGACAGGUGUGUCCAGGGUAGUGCAGAGCAUGCCCGUCCGAGAAGAUGCCAGGACACCCGGCCCCAGUCCUUCCACAGCCCGUGCCCCGCCCAGGCCUGCAGGUGCCUCAGCCAACCCCCCUCCAGCACAGGCACCAGGGCGCAGGAGGGCCCCGUCACGGCUCCACCUGCAGGCCUGGUGGAGUGCGAGUGCCGGCCCGGCCCGGCCCAGCUGUGGCGGCAUUCCCCUGCACACGCGCGGUGCCGCUGCUCAGUCUGCAGUCUCCAGGCCAAGGCCAUGGGGCCCCCAGGCACAGUGGGCCCUGGUCAGGGAGCCAGGUUGGGUAUAAAUAAAAGCUCCUCUCGGUCUGUCUCCCCUGCUCCUGCACAGGAGCCCUGGGUGAGGGAAACCUUAGUGCCCAGCCUCUGCCCACAGCCCUGACCUGCAGCCCAGGUGCUCUUCCCCAAACAGAGAAGGGAGCCUCAAACCACUUUUUAUAAACUUCCAGGUUCUCAGUGGUUUUGGCUACUAACUGGCUAGUUCCUGGUGGCCUCCUGGGGGCCUGGGCGGGCUGCUGGCUCUGUCCCCGCCUGCGCAGGACCGAGUGUCUGCGGCGCUGAAAGCUCUUCCUGCGGGGGCACCAGCCACGGCAGACUGGGCCCCUUGCAGACCCUCCCCUCUCACAGGGACCCUCUCGGCUGCUCACCCGGGCACCGGGAGCAAACCUCCACCUGCUCCUCGACCCCUGCCCCCCACGCCUACUGCUCACCCCACCCUGCACACCUGGAUGGCCUGCAGGCUCAUGCUGCCCUUCUUCCCGGAAUGUCUGACUCCCGGUGCUUUUGCCACAUCACCAAAAAAUGGGAGGAAUUGUGAGCUGCGCAGAGGAGAACAAGGAGCUGUUCGGAGUAGGCCAAGAGUGUGAACUCAGUCCUGCUUUUUUAACCGAUCAAACCUACGUUUGAGUUUGCUCGAUGUCAGGAUACAAGCUCUCGCUUUACGCCCAAGGUCAUUCGUUCUACCAGCACUUCUUGACUAUUUUAAAGUUAAUUAUCUUACUUUUGUUCACAAAAACUCUUCUACCUUGUCAUGCUGCACAGAAGUUACAUUGCAUGUCCAGUUCUUGAAUUUGAAAUCAGCUGGGAUGGGAGGCUUCCUCAUUUCUAAGUGCUGACAGUUGCCCGGGACCACACCGUCUGCCUGUGGUUCUGUGUUGGAGAAACUGCCGAGGAAGUUCACACAUUGGGACACUAUUAAAUUAUUUGGUACUUUCUCUCCAACCUCUGAACGCUCACAUUUGUGUCUCCAAGGUCAGGCGACGUAUCUGAGAGGAACAGCAGGAUCACAAGCUGGCGCUUCGCCUCCUACCGUCCGGUCACCCUGCCGGCUCUUUCUGUGGGUCCUUCCCUCCCGGCCGCACGCCAAGCACAGCGCCCGCGGCAGCUGGCCAGAGGCAGGCGAGCCUGCGGCCUGCGGCUCCAUGGAGAUCUGGGGCAUCCCGGGGGCUCCAGCUGCCUCCGGUGCCUCCGGCCAGUGUGGGAGCCCCACGCCCCCCUGCAAGGGGCCUGUCUCACCAGCGCCCUCCGUCACUGCGCAGAGUAAGCACUGUGGACAUCUGAGAGUUGGACGAGUGAGUGAACAGCGACAAAGUAAUUUUAACAUCCCCACUGUAUGUAUAUUAGCCCUGGCUGGGGGCCUGGCUGAGUGGAGUGUUGCCCUGAACACCAAAAGGUUGUGGGCUUGACCCCCAGGAGAGGUGUGUACAGGAGGCAACCCAUUGAUGUUUCCCUCCCCCCUGCUCUCUCUCUAAAGCAGUGGUUGGCAAACUGCGGCUCACGAGCCACAUACGGCUCUUUGGCCCCUUGAGUUUUUAGCAAAGGCCAGCUUAGGAGUACCCUAAUUAAGUUAAUAACAAUGUACCUACAUAUAUAGUUUAAGUUUAAAAAUU